Mercenaria mercenaria is the source of this 2867-nucleotide messenger RNA. RefSeq names its product heat shock 70 kDa protein 12A-like. Gene Ontology annotation, molecular function: ATP binding; ATP-dependent protein folding chaperone. Lineage: Eukaryota; Metazoa; Mollusca; Bivalvia; Venerida; Veneridae. The coding region runs from base 406 to 2211 and encodes 601 amino acids. The transcript has 7 exons. The record is from RefSeq and is a predicted model, not a curated record.
UUCAGCGCGGUGCCCUGUUAAUAUAUAUUACAAACUGCUGCAUGUUAAAAUUGAUUUUGUAUCAUAAUAGAUCAUUAAGACUAUUAAGUGUUAUAGUGAGAUAAUAGCCUUGAAAUAUUGAACCACUGAGAUCUGAUAGCUUUAAUAAAUACGUUAUUGUUUUGUUUUUUUUUUUUUGUAUAGGAACUAUUGGUAAAUCAUUUUGAUAUAGUUGUCUCUAUUCUCGAUGUAGUUUUGAUAUAAGAAGCACGUACAGAGGUUUAGUUAUACCGUUUAACGGAGAGAAAUAAGUUUUGGAUAGACGCUUUUUUAAAAGGUUUUGAAAAUACGAAAUAAAACUGUGAUUACUUUGUGAACAUUGGAAAUGUGAUUUUUUUCUAGAGUUUGAAGGAAAAAAAAGCCGGGAUGUCGCGUUCACGACCGGAAUCCCAAAUGGGGCGAAUAGUGGUGGCCGCCAUUGAUUUCGGAACGACUUGUACCGGAUAUGCUUAUUUCCUGCGCAGAGACCAAGGUACGCGCAUAGCGGAUAUCAACACUGAUCAAGCGUGGCUUGGGAGCUCUGAAAUGGGUCUGCAAGCUCCAACUACGGUGCUUAUGGAUCCCGAGAAAAGAUUCCAUUCCUUUGGUUUCGAGGCGGAAUCCAAGUACAAGACCUUGACCUUGAAAAAUGAACACACACACUGGUACUACUUCCGACAUUUCAAGAUGAAAUUACAUCACGAGAAGGAUUUGAAUCGAGAUAUGAUGCUUGCCGACGCCGACGGAAAGAAAAUGAAAGCUCUUUUGAUAUUUAUGGAAGCCAUCAAAUAUGUUAAGAAACAUCUACUGAAAAAGCUGAAAGAUGGUCUCCGGGAGGAUGUUAAUCUCAGGGAAAUCAAGUGGGUAAUCACGGUACCAGCUAUCUGGAGAAACUCCGCCAAACAAUUUAUGCGUGAAGCUGCUUCAAGGGCGGGAAUUCCAAACGAUCAGCUUACAUUAGCUCUGGAGCCGGAGUCAGCAGCCAUAUUUUGCAAGGAGCUGGCGCUUAACAGAGUGGGUGGGGUAGAUGGAGUAUUCUUGAGGGCCUUCGAUCCUGGAGAGAAAUAUAUCGUGGUAGACUGUGGAGGCGGCACCGUAGAUACUACCGGACAUGAGGUGUUACCGGAUGGAAAACUAAAGGAGUUGCACGCGGCAACUGGAGGACCGUGGGGAGGACAACUGGUCAACGAGGCGUUCGAAAUGUUUAUUGAAAAAAUGGUUACCAAACCCGUGCUGGAUAAAUUUGCACGUGACUGCACCAGCGACUGGAUAGAACUUCAGAAAGAUUUUGAGAAGAAGAAACGACAAUAUGCACCUAAUAUGGACGAUAUGGAUUUGAAUUUUCCGGUAGACCUUGAGCCAAUGUUUAAGGAAGCCAAAAAAUACGACUUGCAUGAACGUCUUCUAGAAAAGGACUUCAAGAAAAAUGUUGAAUUGGUGAAGCACAGUCUAAUACUUAAACCUGCCAUUAUGGAAAAACUUUUCGAACCUGCCAUUAAAGAAAUCACUCAGCACAUUGAAAACCUUCUGAAAAAGAAAGAGUUGAGAUCCGUCUCAACUCUUCUGCUUGUCGGAGGGUUUUCAGAAUCGCCGACUGUAAGUGGCGCUUUGAGAAAACAUUUUGAAAAGCUCAGAGUGAUCGCCCCUGGUAACGGAAGUGUCGCCAUUUUAAAAGGCGCGGUGAUGUUUGGGAAUGAUUCCAACGUGAUUGCCGCGCGUGUAAGUCCGUACUCAUAUGGAGUUCAUACAAGAAAAUACUUUGAUCCUUCAACUCAUCCCGCAAACCGGAAGAGAGUCAUUAAAGGGAGGGCAGCUGUAGCCGACAAUGUGUUUGAUAAACAUAUCGAGUACGGAGAGCACGUGUAUGUUGGGGGAAAAAGCAGAGAAAGGAAAUAUGUUGUUUCAAACAGACAUAACCCUUUCGUUUAUUGGAACGUAUACCACUCUGAAAAGAGGGAGCCAAUGUUCUGUGACGAGCCUGGAUGCGUAUACCUUGGAAAAUUGGAAAUAACUAUUCCAGAGAAUCUCAGGGAAGAACGUGUUAUCCUGAUGUUGAGUAUGACAUGUCGUGGCACUGAGCUUGAAGCUACCGCAAUCGCUACAGACUUUGAUAUUGAAUGUGCAGCUAAAUUUGAUUUCUUGCAGGAUGACGUCAGUAAUAUCAGUGAUGACGUGUUCGAAUCUAUCAGCUAGAUUUAGAUUAAUUAAACUGAAAACUGUUGAAAAGUUUGAUAAAUGACGUUACACGAGAAACAAAUUGUCUGCCAUUGUCAUGGUUUGCCGCUGUUUUUGUUCGUUGUGGACAUCGUAAUAUUUUAGCCUAUUUCAAUAAUAUCGAGGUUUUUGACUCUAUCCAAAAGUUUUUACGAGUUUUCUCCCUUUAAGAGACAACGCCUAUAUAUCUUAAUUUAUUAUAUACCUACAAAUUUUCUGUCUGAAUUACUGUAUGUUUUUCUCUUAACGAAUACAAAUCCUGUAUUCAACUCCCAUCGGAUACAGAAAAAUAUUCAAUGAUGUUACAAUUUGCUUCAGUUGUGACGUCAAAUAUGACGUUUGAAAUGACGUAUUGAUGGCGUCUCGACGUUCCAUGCUUCAAGAAGUUCACCGUUUUAAACGCGUUUUCAGUCUUAUUUAUCUGGAAUUAUAGCAAUGUUAGCUGAUAAAACACGAAAAAAAUGCGUAUAUGUACAUAAAAAGGAUCAUUAAAACAGUACCUUGAUGCAUUCGGCUUACUUGGAUUUUGCCAGAGCGGCGCAAGCACCUCGUGGGACCAAGGCAUUGCAAUAUCCGCUCGAGCCAAAUACAACAUUGCAAACGAAGGUACUGUUAUAAUAAUCCCAUUAUAUGCA